This is a messenger RNA of Sardina pilchardus (European sardine), 1846 nucleotides long. RefSeq names its product eukaryotic translation initiation factor 2B, subunit 3 gamma (gene eif2b3). The record is from RefSeq and is a predicted model, not a curated record. NCBI's taxonomy places the organism in Eukaryota, Metazoa, Chordata, Actinopteri, Clupeiformes, Clupeidae. Gene Ontology annotation, molecular function: guanyl-nucleotide exchange factor activity; translation initiation factor activity. Gene Ontology annotation, biological process: cytoplasmic translational initiation; biosynthetic process. Bases 352 to 1713 code for a protein of 453 amino acids. The transcript is spliced from 12 exons. Gene Ontology annotation, cellular component: eukaryotic translation initiation factor 2B complex; guanyl-nucleotide exchange factor complex.
GUGCCGUACCCAUGUUGUCAUAUCUUGCAACGCCGUAGACAGUAAAUAAAACGUGAAAUUCUGCCCCUAAUUCAACUGUACUAAAUAAUCGUUGUCGUCGACGAAAUCCCUAUCACUACUAAUACUCAAAAUAACCUAAAUUAGAUUAUAGAGGGUACGCCAGCGCUUCUGCGAGCUAGUUAGCUAGCACCGUUGCCUCCUCACAUGUUUGCUGCAAUGCUAGCCUACUAAACCCACUUGGUUCACUGAAACAGGUAUUUGCUAACAAGCUAACGUUACCUGAAACAGCUGGAGUCAGUGUGUUUUAUAAUUGUUGACAUCGACUGACUGGUCGUUUACAACGGAUGAAAAAUGGAAUUGCAGGCGGUGUUGAUGGCCGCUGGUGGUGGGUCUCGCAUGAUGGAUCUCACCUACAACACACCGAAACCCCUGUUACCUGUUGGGAAUAAACCUCUUAUUUGGUACCCACUGAACUUACUAGAGAGAGUUGGAUUUGAAGAGGUCAUAGUCAUCACCACAAAGGAAGUGCAGAAGACGCUGAGCACGGACCCCAAGCUGAAGCUGGACGGGAAGCUGAAGCUGGAUGUGGUGUGCAUCCAAGAAGAGGCAGACAUGGGCACGGCCGACGCCCUCCGACACAUACAGCAGAAGAUUAAGACGGACAUCUUGGUGGUGAGUUGCGACCUGAUCACUGACGUGGCGCUACACGAGGUGGUCGACCUGUUCCGUGCCCACAGUGCCACCCUCGCCAUGCUGAUGAGCAAAAGCAACGAGUUCACGGAGACCGUCCCCGGCCAGAAGGGCAAGAAGAAAGCGGGCGAGCAGAGGGACUUUGUCGGAGUGGACGGCACGGGGAAGAGGCUCCUGUUCAUGGCCAACGAGGCAGACCUGGAGGACGGCCUGACCCUCAGGAAGUCCAUCAUGCGCAAACAUCCCAGGAUGCACAUCAAGACAGGCCUGUUGGAUGCCCACCUGUACUGCCUGAAGAGAUCUGUGGUCGACUUCUUAGUAGACAACAAGUCCAUCUCUUCCAUCCGUGGGGAGUUAGUGCCUUUCUUAGUGCGGAAGCAGUUCUCCAAGUCCAUUAACUCCCAGAGGCCUAAAGACGACAGCGAUCAGGACCAGAAGAAGAAGGAGCGGAAUGCAAACCUUGACAUCCUCAUGUCCUGUAAAGAUGACAGCCUGCUGCAGCUGGCGCGCGAGCGCUCCUGCUGGAACGACCACCGCGGGGACAUGAGCGAGGCCUACCACGGCGGCCAGCUGCGCUGCUACCUGCACCUGAUGGAGGAGGGCAUGUGCUACCGCGUCAACACGCUGGCCGCCUACAUCGAGGCCAACCGCAUGGCUCCCAAGCUGUUUGAUGAUCCUCCCGUCCACCCGUCCGCUGUGGUGUCAGAACGCAGUCAGGUUGGAGCUGACAGUAUAAUUGGAGCCUCCUGUCAGAUAGCCGACAAGACCUCCAUUAAACGCUCAACGAUUGGCGCAUCUACCACAGUCAAGGAGAAGGUUAAGAUAACCAACUCCAUCAUUAUGAAUGGUGUAACCAUCGAAGAAGGGUGUAACAUCCAGGGCAGCGUGAUCUGCAGCAACGCGGUGAUUGGGCGCGGCGCUGACAUUAAGUACUGUUUGGUGGGCAGCAGCCAGCGCAUAGAGCCAGAGGCCGAAAGAACCAAUGAGGUCAUUGUUGGGUCCGAUCAGCUCAUGGAGAUCUAGGAGACCUUGGGAAAGACGCUUUUUCACAGAGGACCCAAGAGAGGCCAAAGCGGAUGGGACGAUCUGGCCUCCUCCACCAUAGCUCUUUAUCAACACAUCCACACACAGUGUCCAAAUAAAUGCCAGCUAUUUA